Messenger RNA from Solanum pennellii, 3011 nucleotides. RefSeq lists its product as uncharacterized. NCBI's taxonomy places the organism in Eukaryota, Viridiplantae, Streptophyta, Magnoliopsida, Solanales, Solanaceae. The record is from RefSeq and is a predicted model, not a curated record. Gene Ontology annotation, molecular function: protein dimerization activity. Bases 630 to 2936 code for a protein of 768 amino acids. The transcript has 4 exons.
GCCAAAGGCGAGAGGCGAGGCGAGGCGAAGGUUCAUCGCCAUUAUCAGGCGAGGCGAGGCGAGGCGAGGAUAAUAAGGCGACCCAUGGCGAGCUGUGGCGCUGAAAAGGCGAGAUAAAAGGCGGCGCCUUUUUGAUUAAAAAAAUUUGAUUUAAUAAAAUUAGUCAAAAUUAGGGUUUUUUUUUACUCUCUCUCUCGCGAUCGAUCGACUCUCUCUUCUUCUCCAUCGCGACUCUUCUCCCUCGCUGUCGCCAGCUUCUCCUUCUCCCUCGCUCUCCCUCGCAGCCUCGCUGUCGCCUUCAGCUUCUCCUUCUCCCUCGCCGACGACCCUCGUGAGUCGCAACUCUAGUUCCCUCCGACUUCCGACCCUCGCGACUCUCACUCUCUGUUUUCAGGUAAUGUUUUCUGAUUUCUGUUCUUCUUCUUCAAAUUUUUCUGUUCUUCUUCUUCAUUUUUCUGUUCUUCUUCUUCAUUUUUUUUUUCAGUUACUGUUCUUCACUUCUUCUGAUUUCUGUUCUUUUUGUUUACACUUUACAGCAGUCUGUAAAGUGUAAAUUUUUUUUAAAAAAUUAUUUUCCUAAUUAUUUAUUCCAAUAUUUCUAACAGCGAAUUAAUUGAAUUUAAUAAUCAAUGGCGGAUGCUAGCAAAAAGAGGGACAUUGGAUGGAAUUAUGGCACUCAAGGAGCGACGAAAGAUUCGGUCAAUUGUAACUUUUGUGGGAUUACUUUCAAUGGUGGAAUAACUAGACACAAACAACAUUUAGUGGGUGGUUUCAAAAAUGUUAAACAAUGUGUCGCUUGUCCGUCGGAAAUUAGAGAAGAAAUAAGGGCUUAUAUGCAAAACAAAAUAGCUAAUAAUCCCAAAUUUCAAAUGAGGCAACCGGAAGAAUUUGUUGAUAUUGAUGAUCUUGAUGUUGAUGAAAUGGAUGAUUAUGCGGAAAUGAGGCCUCCCUCCAAAACUCAAAAGAUAUCUUCUAGUGGAGGUUCAUCCACCGCACGGAGUGUGACGAAAGGACCUUUGAACCUCUAUUUUUCACAAAAAUCAACACAAAAAGGAGGCUUAGAAAAAGGAGGAGGAAUCGAAGAAACAAAGAAAAUUCUAAGAGAGCGUGCGGUAAGUGCUUUUGCAAUUUGGAUGUAUGAUGCCGGGCUCCCUUUUAAUUGCGUCAAUCACAAAUCAUUCGAUAAAUUUAUUGAGGCGGUUGGACAACAUGGCCCCGGAAUGAAGCCUCCUACAUUCCAUGAAGUUAGAGUCACUCACCUUAAAAAAGAGGUGGAUAAAGUAGAAAAAAUUGUUGAGGAGCAUAAAGUGCAAUGGACAAAGUUUGGUUGUUCCAUUAUGAUGGACAAAUGGACGGCACGAAAUGGCAAAAUGAUCAUCAAUAUUUUGGUGAAUUCUCCAAUCGGUAGUGUAUUUCUUGGUUCGGUUGAUGCUAGCAAUGAAUCUACCGAUUCCACCAAAAUGUACAAGUUAUUUGAAAGCACUAUCGAAAGAAUUGGACCGGAAAAUGUGGUACAAAUUGUCACCGAUAAUGCUAGUGAGAAUGUCAAAGCGGGAAGUAUGAUGAUGGGUGCGUAUCCACACAUUUAUUGGACUCCAUGUGCCGCUCAUUGCAUCAACUUGAUAUUUGGUGACAUAUUCAAGGUUAAGCCAUAUGCUUCCGUUUUUAAGAAGGCCAUCAGAAUCCAUUCUUACAUUAGUCAAAGGCCAUUGUUGUUAAACUUGAUGAGAAAAUUCACCAAAGAAAGAAAUUUGGUGAAACCGGCCAAGACAAGAUUUGCAACGGCAUUCUUAACUUUGAGAGCUAUGUACAUUCAAAGAAAAAACUUGAAAACUUUAGUCCUCUCAACCGAAUGGAAUUCAAGCAAAUUUGCAAAGGAAACUUCGGGGAAAGAAGUUGCCAAUCUUCUUAUUUCUAUCCACUUUUGGAAUGAUGUUGUUCGGGCACUUACAGUUUGUAGCCCUUUGACAAAAGUGCUUCGUUUGGUGGAUGGGGAGAAAAAACCACCAAUGGGUUAUAUUUAUGAGGCAAUGGAUAGAGCCAAAGAAGCUAUUGCACAUGGUUUUCGUGGAGUUCAGAAGCAUUAUGAGAAAGUGUUUCAAAUUAUUGAUGCAAGGUGGUCAGAACAACUCCAUCGGCCUUUGCAUGCUGCAGGCCAUGUUUUGAACCCAGGAUUAUAUUAUAAAGCUGAAGAAGAGGGAACUUUAUUACAGAGUUUGUGGACCGAGUAUUAUGCAUGUGUUGAGAAGUUGGUCCGUGAUACAACAAUACAAGAUGCACUAAUCGCUGAGCUUCCUAAGUACAAAAUGGCGGAUGGACUAUUUGGUUGUGGUCCGGCUAAAAGAGCUAGAGACACAAGGUCACCGGUUGAAUGGUGGUCACUAUUUGGUAGUGAAACACCAAACUUGCAAAAGUUUGCCAUGAAAGUGUUAAGCCUAACUUGUAGCUCAUCUGGAUGUGAGCGAAAUUGGAGUGUGUUUGAACACAUUCAUUCCAAAAAGAGGAAUAGGCUUACACUAUCGCGUCUCAAUGAUCUAGUGUACAUUAAGUACAAUAGAACAUUGAAACGCCGUUAUGAUGCUCGUGAUCUUAUUGAUCCAAUUCGCUUGGAUAACAUAGAUGAUUCCAACGAAUGGUUAGUUGGAUGCCCCGAAGAUCAAGAUGAUGAACUAGUAUAUGAGGAUGAUGAUCUUACUUGGGGUAGUGUUGCUACGGCAAUUGGAGCGGACGAGAGUAUCUAUCAUCUUAGGGGACUUUCUUCAAGAUCAACAGUACUUGACAAGGGCAAAGGAGUAGAAAGUACAUCUUUAAGUUCAUCUUCAAGUAGGACUCGGACACUAAUUGAUGAAGAAUACGAGGAGGAAGAAGAUGAAGAGCAAUAUAAUGAUGUAGAAGAUUUUGAUCUUCAAGAGUUGGAUAAUUUUGAAGAAGAAUAGACUUUUAAAGUUUUGGUUUAUUGUAUUUUGAAUUGUUUGGUCUUUAAAGUUUUAGACAUUCUAUUGGUUUUUGAA